GUUGUAAUUGUGAUUCAGAACUGUCACAGUUUGUCAUUUUCAGGGUUCCUGAGAAUUUGAGGAUGGCAUUCCCUGUGGAUAUGCUGGAUAAUUGCAGUCAUGAGGAAUUGGAAAAUUCUGCUGAAGAUUAUAUGUCAGAUCUAAGGUGUGGGGACCCUGAAAACCCUGAAUGUUUUUCUCUUCUCAAUAUUACGAUUCCUAUUAGCCUGUCAAAUGUAGGCUUUGUACCUCUUUAUGGUGGAGAUCAGACCGAGAAAAUUCUUGCCCUUUUUGCACCUGAGGACUCACUCACAGCUGUGGCACUUUACCUUGCUGAUCAAUGGUGGGCUAUUGAUGAUAUUGUGAAAACAUCUGUCCCUUCUAGAGAAGGGCUUAAGCAGGUGAGAACUCUUGGGGAGAGAGUGGUUCUGUAUGUUCUGAAUCGGAUUAUUUAUAGAAAACAGGAAAUGGAGAGAAAUGAGAUACCAUUUCUGUGUCAUAGCAGUACUGAUUACGCUAAGAUUCUGUGGAAGAAAGGAGAAGCCAUUGGGUUUUAUUCAGUUAAGCCUACAGGAAGCAUAUGUGCCUCAUUUCUUACCCAAAGCUACCAACUGCCAGUUCUUGAUACAAUGUUUGUAAGAAAGAAAUACCGAGGCAAAGAUUUUGGGCUUCAUAUGCUGGAGGACUUUGUUGAUUCCUUUACGGAAGAUGCUCUUGGCUUGCGGUAUCCACUCUCCUCUCUCAUGUACACAGCUUGCAAGCAGUACUUUGAAAAGUAUCCGGGAGACCAUGAACUCCUUUGGGAGGUUGAAGGUGUUGGACACUGGUACCAGCGAAUACCAGUCACCAGAGCAUUACAGAGAGAAACACUUAAAAUUUCAGCAGUUUCUCAAAAUGAAGCUAAAAGACCUAUGUGUGGAGAGUAUGGUCUUUCAUCUGUUCCAGAAUAUGAAGCAGAAACUGAAGACAAUCAGUCUAGUGAGAUGCAGCUAACUAUUGACUCUCUAAAAGAUGCCUUUGCAAGUACUUCUGAAGGUCAUGAUAAAACACCAGUUUCCACUCGUACUCGAAGUAGUCAUCUGAAGCGGCCAAAGAUUGGGAAGCGGUUUCAGGAUUCUGAAUUUAGUAGUUCUCAAGGAGAAGAUGAAAAAACGUCCCAGACUUCACCUACAGCUUCAAUAAACAAAUUGGAAUCUACUGCACGCACAUCAGAGAGCUCAGAAGAAUUCCUGGAAGAAGAACCUGAACAAAGUGUUAUUGAAUUUGAGGACGAAAGUAGUGAUAAGGAUGCUCGGCCUGCACCAGAAACCCAACCACGUGUGGAAAAGCAAGAUGGCGAAAAGGAAUCUGAAUUAGAGCCUAUGAAUGGUGAGAUAAUGGAUGAUACUCUCAAAACCUCACUUAUAACUGAGGAGGAGGACUCCACCAGUGAAGUUUUAGAUGAAGAAAUAAAAUUGCAGUCUCUUAAUUCCAGCGAAGACUCUACUACUCUUGUUCCACUGGUGGUAGAAUCUUCAAAACCCCCUGACACUGUUGCACAGGAUAAGACCUCACAUAUAACUGACUCAGAAAUGUUGCUGGAUGAAGGCCCAUCUGAUGAAAAGGGGCACACUGAAGAGAAACUGCCGCUAGUUUCAAGAAAGAAAGCACAUUUUGGGAGUUCAGACAAUGUUGCUACUAUCCCAAAUGAAGAACGAUCUGACAGUGGUUUUCCAAACUCUGUGAUAGCUGAAUUUUCUGAGGAAUCAAUCUCUGAAAAUUUAUCACCCAACACUACUUCUUCAUUGGAAGACCAGGGUGAUGAGGGGGUACCUGAGCCCCAGGAAACAUCUACAGCUCUUUCUCAGAGCUCUUUGAUAGAAGUUGAACUUGAAGAUGUGCCAUUUUCACAGAACGCGGGACAGAAGAACCAGUCAGAGGAGCAGUCUGAAGCAUCUUCUGAGCAACUGGAUCAGUUUACACAGUCAACAGAAAAAACUGUGGAUAGCAGCUCAGAGGAAAUAGAAGUGGAAGUGCCUGUGGUAGACAGGCGGAAUUUAAGAAGAAAGGCCAAAGGGCAUAAAGGACCUGCUAAGAAGAAAGCCAAGCUGACAUGAAUGAAGAAGAUAUGCAGAUGAUAAACCCUCCUCUUUGUAACAUUAUUGUUGUUUUUAAAAUAUGGUGAUUAAUAAAUGGCAUGGGGCACAGGGCAAAAAUUCCAAAACUUCACUUUGAACUUAUUUAUGAUGCCGGUUUUCCGUCCCCCUUAGGACCUAGGAUUCACCAUUCUUUUUAAUUUUUCGGGCUAUUUUGUGUAAAUACAAUUUUUUUUUAUUUUUAUUAACCAUGUUUCGACUUUGGGAAACCAGAUCAUACUAUAUUUUCUUUAGCAAUUGGGGACAUCUGACCAUUAAAAUUUGAGAAAAUAUAAAUUAAACUGAAAGUAGUAGGCUUUACAUUACUUGUUAAGGAUCACAGAAAUCUUUUAUACUAUGGAUUUUAAUAGUAAACUUGGUGAGGGUUCUAGAAGUUUUAUCUUAAAAAUCAAAACUAAUCACUUUUUAAAAUGUAGGCAUGUCUAAACAAAAAUGUCAGUAAAUGAAAAUAUACUUCAACUAAAUGAGAGCACAAAUAGAAAUUUAUGGUGAAAGGUUUAUGAAGGUAGUAUUUUGGCCUCUGAAUUCUUAGUUGUGUAGAUGCAGUUUCUUCCUCUGACUUCAGUGUCUGAGGAAAGGUGUAAAAUCUGUUUCCACCUCAGUCUCUAUAACAUAUAAUAUUUACAGUACUGCUAGGGAUUUAACUCUGGCAAGUAGGCACUAAUUAUAAAAUAUCAUUUGAAGCUGGGGACUAUUACUUUUGUCCUCAUCCAAUUAACAUGUCU
This is a messenger RNA of Callorhinus ursinus (northern fur seal), 2839 nucleotides long. NCBI's taxonomy places the organism in Eukaryota, Metazoa, Chordata, Mammalia, Carnivora, Otariidae. The record is from RefSeq and is a predicted model, not a curated record.